Messenger RNA from Limanda limanda (common dab), 7877 nucleotides. It is a transcript of the gene zswim5, whose product is annotated as zinc finger, SWIM-type containing 5. The transcript has 16 exons. Bases 1 to 3474 code for a protein of 1157 amino acids. NCBI's taxonomy places the organism in Eukaryota, Metazoa, Chordata, Actinopteri, Pleuronectiformes, Pleuronectidae. The record is from RefSeq and is a predicted model, not a curated record. Gene Ontology annotation, cellular component: Cul2-RING ubiquitin ligase complex.
AUGGCGGAAGGACGCAGAGAACAGCCGCCUCAUCCCCUCUUCUCCUCACCUCCGGCCAGCAAGCGACCCUGCCUGCGCCCUGCACCCCGGGGUCCGGGUCCGGGGCCCGGCCACGGCAUGCCCAGCUCCCGGUACCGCUCCCCGGAGUCCCUGCUGGACUGCGCCGCGAAGGCAGUAGCGGAGAAGUGGGCCUUCGAGAGAGUUGAGGAGCGCUUCGAGCGGAUCCCGGAGCCCGUCCAGCGCCGCAUCGUCUACUGGUCUUUCCCCCGCAACGAAAAGGAGAUAUGCAUGUACUCGUCGUUUCAGUGCCGUGUGGCCGGCGAGGAGGGUCCGGCGGCUACCGGCGGCGCUGGGAGUGCCGGCUCCGGAGCUACGACCGCCGCUGCUGCUGGAGGAUCCGCCGCCGGUACGGCAGCCACGGCGGGGGCAGCCGGAGCGGUGGGAACCGGAGACGGACUGCCAUUCCGCCGCGGUAUCCGGCUUCUGGAGACCGGCUGUGUGGAAAACGUUUUACAAGUUGGCUUUCACCUUAGUGGCACAGUAACUGAACCCACCACACCAUCAGAGCCAGAGGUCACACACAAGGUGGCCAUCAGCUUUGACCGCUGCAAGAUAACCUCCGUCACUUGUGGCUGCGGGAACCGGGAUAUAUUCUACUGUGCGCAUGUGGUGGCGCUGUCUCUUUACCGGAUUCGCAAGCCUGAACAGGUGAAGCUGCGGCUGCCCAUCUCCGAGACGCUGUUCCAGAUGAACAGAGACCAGCUGCAGAAGCUGGUCCAGUAUCUGAUAACAGCCCACCACACUGAGGUGCUGCCCACCGCUCAGAAACUGGCCGAUGAGAUCCUCUCCUCCAACUCUGAGAUCAACCAGGUUCAUGGUGCACCAGACCCAACUGCUGGUGCCAGCAUUGACGAUGACAACUGCUGGCAUCUGGACGAGGAUCAGGUCAGGGAGCAAGUCAAACAGUUUCUAUCCCAGGGAGGAUACUACGGCUCUGGGAAGCAGCUCAACUCCAUGUUUGCUAAGGUGCGGGAGAUGCUACGAAUGCGAGACUCCAACGGCGCCCGAAUGCUGACGCUCAUAACGGAACAGUUUAUGGCGGACCCUCGUCUGUCGCUAUGGAGACAGCAAGGCACGGGCAUGACGGACAAGUGUCGGCAGCUGUGGGAUGAGCUGGGUGCACUGUGGGUGUGUGUGGUGCUAAACCCCCACUGUAAAAGUGAGGAGAAGAGCACCUGGCUCAAGCAGCUGAAGAAGUGGGGGGACAUGGACGUCUGCCCGCUGGAGGACGGCAACUAUGGCAGCGAGCUUCCAAACAUCACUAACGCUCUUCCACAGAGCAACCUCGCACAGGACUCCGUGUCCAGGCCGAGGAGGACAGUGUUCAGCCGGGCCAACGAAGCCUGUGACCUCCACUGGCAGGACAGUCACCUCCAGAGGAUCAUCAGCAGCGAUUACUACAUGUCCCCGUCCUACCAGAGAGAGGGGGAGAGCCUGCUGUUCAACCCACAGGGUCUGCCACUCUGGCUCGACCAUGUACCAACAGCAUGCGCUCGCGUCGAUGCCCUGCGUUCCCACGGUUACUCAAGGGAAGCCCUGCGAUUGGCUGUUGCUAUCAUCAACACACUUCGCCUCCAACAGCAGAGACAGAUGGACAUCUACAAACACCAAAAGAAAGAGCUCCUCCAGAGGGGUGUGACCUCCACCACUAACCUAGAAGGCUGGGUCGGUCAUCCCUUAGACCCGAUUGGCUGUCUGUUCAUCACUCUCACAGAAACCUGCCGCGUGGAUGACGACAACAGCAUGGAUACCGGAGAGGGAGAACCCAGACCUCCAGUCUACCACCAUGUGCCAGUGUGGGGUUGUCCUGAUGCUGGGGAGUCGUACCUGACUCUGGCUUUAGAGGUGACUCUCAUGGGUAUGGGCCAGCAGAGGAUCAUGCCCGAGGGCCUUUAUGCUCAGGAUAAGGUUUGUCGUAAUGAGGAGCAGAUCGUUGCAAAACUUCAAGAACUGGAGCUGGAUGACCUCCUGGUUCAGACUCUUCGGAAACAGACCAUACAGCUACUAGAUGCCGGUCCCUUCAGUGGUCUUGGGGAAGUCAUCCACAGGGAGAGUGUUCCAAUGCACACCUUCGCCAAGUACCUCUUCUCCGCCCUACUGCCACAUGACGCUGACCUGGCGUAUAAGGUGGCUCUCCGCGCAAUGAGGCUUCCGGUGUUGGAGUCAUCAGGAGGCUCCGGGGACGUGGGCCACCCUCACCAUGGCAUCUCCAUAGUUCCAAGUAGAUACCCCCGCUGGUUCACACUGGGACACCUGGAGUCACAGCAGUGCGAGCUAGCCUCCACCAUGCUCACCGCUGCUAAAGGUGACAUGUUGAGGUUACGGACGGUACUGGAGGCCAUCCAGAAAAACAUCCACUCCUCUUCCUUAAUCUUCAAACUGGCCCAGGAUGCUUUUAAGAUCGCCACACCCGCAGACAACCCGCCUGAUAUAACCUUACUCAACGUAGCACUGGAGCUCGGCCUGCAGGUGAUGAGGAUGACUCUGUCCACACUGAAUUGGCGAAGGAGAGAGAUGGUUCGCUGGCUGGUUACCUGCGCCACUGAAGUCGGUCUGCGUGCAUUGGUUAGCAUCUUGCAGAGCUGGUACACUCUCUUCACACCGACCGAGGCCACCAGCAUUGUGGCAGCCACCGUCAUGUCCCACAACACCAUCCUGCGCCUCAGCCUCGACUACCCCCAACGUGAGGAGCUGGCUAGCUGUGCAAGGACCCUGGCCCUGCAGUGUGCCAUGAAGGACCCCCAGAACUGCGCUCUGUCAGCUCUGACACUAUGUGAGAAGGACCACAUCGCCUUCGAGACAGCCUAUCAGAUCGUGAUUGACGCAGCGUCCACAGGAAUGACGUACUCCCAGCUCUUUACCAUUGCAAGGUACAUGGAGCACAGAGGAUAUCCUCUGCGAUCGUUCAAAUUGGCCUCCCUUGCCAUGACACAUCUUAACCUGGCGUACAACCAGGACACACACCCAGCUAUUAACGAUGUGCUCUGGGCCUGCGCACUUAGCCACUCUUUGGGUAAAAAUGAGCUUGCAGCCAUUAUUCCCCUGGUGGUGAAGAGUGUGCACUGCGCCACAGUGCUGUCUGACAUCCUCAGACGGUGCACCAUGACAGCGCCGGGUCUUGCCGGCAUCCCUGGGAGAAGGAACUCUGGGAAGCUGAUGUCAACAGACAAGGCACCAUUGCGGCAGCUCCUAGAUGCCACAAUCUCAGCUUACAUCAACACCACGCACUCUCGACUGACACACAUCAGUCCGCGGCACUAUGGAGAGUUCAUAGAGUUCCUGAGCAAAGCAAGGGAGACUUUCCUGCUGGCACAGGAUGGCCACAUUCAGUUUGCCCAGUUCAUAGACAACCUGAAACAGAUCUACAAGGGCAAGAAGAAACUGAUGAUGUUGGUCAGGGAGCGCUUCGGCUGACCUCCCCCCUCCCUCACAGGGAUGCUCUCCCUGGGAAGAAGUUGAACGUAUUUGUUUCUAUUUAAGUAUUUUUUUAGAUUAUUUGUAUUUUUUACUUAUGUUGAGCCAUUUGUUGACUAAGUCAUAAGUUUUGGUCCCUGUUUUGUUGUUUUGUUUCUUGAAUGUGAACCAGGAAGUGUUUGCAGUACAUUGCUCUACUUUGGUGAGACUGCAAAAGAGGGAAAUGGCUUGAAAUGUCAAAGAAAUACCAACAAAAACAAAGUGUUUAACCCGCCAACCCGUUGAAUCGGUGAUAAAACCAUCAAGAGAUUGUGAUGACAAAAAAAGCAAAAAGGACUUUUUCAGUGGCACAUGACGAUAUGAGAAACCAAAUGAUUUUGUUGGAUGGGGUACAUACUUUGAGUCAGAAGACGCUUUCAGCUGCGCUUAAGAUGAAGUGUAUUUAAAAGUGGAAGAGAUAUGUCAUUCCAAACAUAAAGAGCCACUGAGGUGGAAAACACACACAUAGUGUUGCUGUCAUACCUCGACUUGUAUUAUUUGUCAGCUUUAACUUCUCUAUCAGAAAUGGCCUCUUGUUUCAUUCAGGGCAUCUUAGAGUAGAGAGAAUACAGAAAACAGAACUGCUCACACAUGGUCUUUCUGUGGAAGAAGUCAACACCAACAGGUUUAAAGCCACUCUAGACUAGCUCCUUUCCUCUACACCUGCUGGUCAGUGCUUCUCAUUAUCAUUAUCUCCAGAGGGUGAACCAUGUUGCUUUAUAGGAAGCAUGUUCCCAAAUCCAGCAGCCUGAGAGCGACAUUAUUCAGCCUGUUCUCGCUAAGGUAGAGUAGUAGAGGUUCCACAUGCACAUUAUUUUACAGUAUCUCUCUUAUAUCCUCCCGAAAGAUCAUUGAAAGUGACAAAAAUACAACUUGAUGAACAGUAGGGUCACAGAAGGACCAUCUCUAGAGAUACCACUGCACCGCUCUAUAUAGCUACUUGUGGCCAAAACCUUUUAAAUCUGUACGACUCCAUCAAUGACUUCUCACAUGCUAGAUCAAGAUUUAGUGAAUGAGCAAUAGUAGGCGAGUCUUCUUAAUUUGUAUCAUCCAGUGGCAUUGACUUCACUGUCUUGUACUCUGUUAGGAAACCUGGGAUCUUAUUGGGACCAUGUUGACUUCAGUGACUCUGCCUGUAACUAAAGUCCCUUUUCCGUUUCCAAAACUUCAGUGGGAACUCAGAAGCUCUUUGUUCCACACAACCCAGAACAUAAAUGCACGGUUCCAACACACAACCAGUCAAACAUCACUGUUUAUACAAACUAGCCCGCAUGAUCUGCAUUUAAAGCAGCAGCAUUAGAAAAAAUACAGAAUAAACAGGAAAAUAACAAGGUAGAAAUUAAAUUAAAGAAAACUAAUUUCAUCCUGAUUGGAAAAAAGCCAUAUAAAAUGUUUACCAUGAAUAUAUAUAAUAGAACCAAGCUUAAACCACUAAUAAGGCUUUACUUGUUAAUAUUUUUGUUAUAGCAAUCGAACAAAUAACUGAAAUGUGAGGAAAAACCCAAACUAUGCUCUUACCGUCCUCUCGACUCUAUUAACCAUCAUGUUAGCAUCAGUGAAGUAACUGUUAAGGUUCAAUUGUCUCACAUCAACUUUCUUAGCUGGUUAUUAGCUAGUUAGCUGUUAGCUAAUAAAUAUAAUAGAGGUUUUAACAACUUAUAAAAAACAAAAUUCCCUUCAAGUGAUGGUGGAGAACAAAAGAAAGCUAAAAGGAGACAGAAUAUUUUGCUUAAAUUUUUUAAGUGGCCUGAAAAUUACAACAUUAACGCUGAGAAUUGCUAGACGGGACAUUAGCUAAUGUCGCUAAAUCAACUGUAGAAAUCAGUAAUGGUGGUUUAAGCAGUGUUCGGAUAUACUCAUGCAAAAAAAGACAAUUAGCUAACAUUUGUGAAUGAAAAAUGUAAAUAUUUAUAACAUUUAGAAAAACAAAAGGAACUGAAGAAACUGCACUUACCAUUUCCAUUAUGACUGAUUUGCAAAUAACUAAAUGAACAUGCUAAGGAAGCUUUUUGUGGUUUCAAAUCCAUGUCACUCCCGAACCUAAGUUUCUACUGGUCUUAAACCUUUAUGGAAAAAGGUCUGUAGUUACGAAAGCUACUUUGCUGUGUAUGCUACUGGUUGUGUUAAUUCUGGACUGUGAAAAUGAGUGGCCAUGUCUCAAGGGUUGUAGAAACAAUGCACAUAUGAAAAAAUACUGUAUAUUUUAUGUCUUAGUGAUGUAAGCGUACAUAUUUGAGACAACAUGCCUCGGCACAGGAAGUUGUUUGUCUCUACGGGGGCCGUAUAGGUCUUUCUAACCCAGUGGCAUAGUGUUGUUAAUGGCAGUGUAGAGUACAGCAAGCGCUUGAACUGGUCUUCGUACUAGCACUUCACACAAAUACCUCUUCAGUACGUUCCUGCCUGCUUCAGCAUUUAUUUAUUGAUUGUUUAGAAACUUUGUGUGACUGAGUUGGAAUCGCAUACACAAAACGGAACUGGACUUAAAAUGGAAAAAAAAAGUCACAACAGAGGAGUCGGCCUGUCGACGGUAGGAGGAUAAAAAAGAGUACGGUUUUUGAAUGGAGGAACAUUUUCUUACUUGCUUUUACAUUCCAUGAGAGCUACCUUCACCCGCUACCCGGGUAGUCAGUCACAGCUCGGGGCCUUUUUUUUUUUAUCUGAAGAAAUGCAGAUAGUUGAAUGAGGAAGAUGAAUAAAAGGAAAAUUGAGCAAAAGAAAGAAAAGUAGAGAGAGAGGCUAAACUCAGUUCUCAGGGACAUCACUUAAAGAAACAAAACAAAAAGUAGUAGCAUUAAGCAUUUAAGAUAUUGUAAAUAUUAAAGUGUCAAUUCAGAAAAUUGUAAAGUUAUAAUUAUUUAUGAUAAGUAUGUUAUGUGUUUGGUCUUUUUCUUUAUUUUUACGUUCUUUUCGGCGAGGGUGUACUUGAAUUGUUUUGGACCGGGUGGAUUUGACGGCGUUUUUUUGUAAGAGCAAAGACUUCAAGGCAUUUCUCAGGUGCUCCUGUGUACAUUUCUUUCAGUUUGUUUUUUGCUAUAAUAAUUAUUGUUUGUGUUUUUUUUAUUUUUAGAUUUGCAAAGAAAUAAAAAAAAAUCUGUUUUCCAAAAGGAGGCAUGUUAUUGGGGAGCUGAAGAAAAAUGAGUAACGCAUUCAUUUGUAAACAGAUACGUACUAAACCUGACUAUGCAGAACCACUUCGUUGGUCUUGUCACCUCUUAAAGACGCCCUCUGAAAACCUGGCCCGGCAAAGAGGCAGGACGGUGUUGGGGGGGGGCGGACAAAGACAAGACCCAGCAUGCUUGUAUUUGGACAGCGCGCAGUAGCCAGCCUGCGUUCGCUGCAACAUUUAGAGGGAAAAAAAGAAAAAAGGUGAAAAAUGCCUUUCUGACCGAUCAAUGUACAAAGAUUAUUUUUGCUUACCUUCUUUGUUGUUUUUUUAUUUAAUCAGGACUCAAGCCUUUAGUGUCUUCUCAGCUGUUGUGUGGCAGCACUGCAUUGAGACAGAACAUAUAUACACAAGAGUCAGAAACAGCAACUGUAUGAACAAUAGCGAUGGCCUGCGAAUGAAUGUGUGUGUUCAUUCCUCAUUUCUUGUAACUCUAUUUUUCUUAUUGUUGCUUUCUUGACUCUCUUCAGCCUAAAAACUGAUUUCAUUUUCUCUAUCUCUACUUUUUUCAUCUUCUAUCUUUUUCUAGUUUUCCUCCAUUUAUCUGCUCGUUCCCUCUCUCACAGAAAGGGUUUUGGUUCCAUGGCAAUGCGUCGACGUGUCGGCGAGCAGUUUUCACUGCAGCCACUUCCUCUCACCAGGGCUCUGCAGCAGCCUUGAUUUCUUGGCUAUGACACUGGUAAUAGCACUAGACACUAAUGUUUCCUUAAAUCAAACCUGAAAGAGGGAUUCUAUUUCAAUUUUAGCUGUUGCUUAACCUGGAAGCUGCAUUCAGCUGCCUUUUUGUGAUGCAUAAACUGACAGCAUCACAACGGUUUCCUCUCUGUGUUCACUGUAUCAGCCUCUUUCUUUCUUUUUUUCCUUCUUUUCUCUUCUUCUCUUUCUUUCUGUCUUUCUCUCAUUCUUGUGGGGAGUUCUAUCUGCUGGUAGAGAUCUAGUUCACCGUUCUGUUUGUUUUGGGGAUUUUUGUAACUUAAGGGAAAAUGGAAAGUGUUUGUUGCCUCUUUGUGCUACUGAUUAAGAAAAAGGUAUUUCCAGUAUUUGUUGCCACAGAAGUAUGAUAGCUUAUCAUGGACACCGUUUUUUUGUUUUUUUUGGAAUUUGUUAUUUCUUUGUGCGACUUCUUGAGCUACUGUCUAUAAAGCAAGAAUUUAUUACUAUUUAUGUAAUGCUACUACCAUUUUAUAUUGAUUUGUGUUGG